AUGGCGUCGUCCACAGUCGUAGAAAGUUCUGACAUUGUCGCUUGGAACAGAAUUGGUCGCCUGAAAUACCCUCCCUCAAGCAUGUUCUCGCCACCCCCUCACCGUCCCCUCGCCAAUCGUCCCAUCAUCGCUCGUCGCCGCCGCGAUAUCAUCAUGCCGUCGCGUUCUACCGUGCAAGCUGGCGUCGCCGCAGUCGUCGCCGGCGUCGUCGCUCUCUCGCUCGUCGCAGGCACCAGCGCUUACACUGCGUACGACACGGUGCUGACAUUUAAAGCCCCGAUGAUCGAUGGAAAGUGGGGUUUCAUCGACUCCGUGUGCUUCGACGUUUCGCCAAACUUGUUCCCCGACGGGAGUGACGUCAGCAUCGUGUGGGGCGGCAAGACGCCGUUCUAUCGCGAGUGCAACAGCGUCUCCUUCCACUCCGUCCCGGGCUGCGCCGGCACCCCCAAGGCCACGUACCUGCGGCCUGCGAACAGUGCUCCCACUUCGUGGGCGCUCCCCGUCGCAGACUUCCCGCGGUCAGUGAAAUGCGAGACGGGCUGCGGGGCGGACAAUGUGGACUGUGGGGUGGAGGCCAAGUGCAGGAUGAUUGACAGCAAGGCUGCGUGUGUGUGCACUGGGGCUCUAGUCUUCGACGCCACUGCCAAGCAGUGCCGCGCGCCCCCACCCUCCUGUGCCACCAUUGUGUGUCCGACCAACUCCACCUGCAAUGCCACUGCCGACCCGCCCUGCAUCUGCAAUGAAGGGUUUGAGAUGACAAACGGCCAGUGUGUUGCGCCCCCACCCUCUUGUGCCACCAUUGUGUGUCCGACCAACUCCACCUGCAAUGCCACUGCCGACCCGCCCUGCAUCUGCAAUAAGGGGCUUACAAUGACAGACGGCCAGUGCGUUGCGCCCCCACCCUCCUGUGCCACCAUUGUGUGUCCGACCAACUCCACCUGCAAUGCCACUGCCGACCCGCCCUGCAUCUGCAAUAAGGGGCUCACCAUGACAGACGGCCAGUGCCUUGCCGUGUGCAAGCGCGCCUGCGCUCGUAAUGCUGAGUGUGCACUGGUGGGAAACAAGCCUGCUUGUCGCUGCAAGGCUGGAUACGGUUCGGUGAAAUGGGAAAACAGGGAGUGGGAGAAGCACCAGCAAAGAGGCCAAUAG
Messenger RNA from Closterium sp. Yama58-4, 1149 nucleotides. The record is from the annotation of a GenBank genome assembly. Lineage: Eukaryota; Viridiplantae; Streptophyta; Zygnematophyceae; Desmidiales; Closteriaceae.